Molecule: messenger RNA, 1114 nt
Organism: Elaeis guineensis (African oil palm)
Lineage: Eukaryota; Viridiplantae; Streptophyta; Magnoliopsida; Arecales; Arecaceae
Source: RefSeq, a predicted model, not a curated record
GCCUACCCCUACUUCACCUGGGCCUCCAGCCCCUCCUCCAUCUCCCUCGAUUACGCCCUCUUCCGAGGCAACUCCGCCACCAAUUACCUCGAUCCCGGAACCAAUCUCACCUAUACCAAUCUACUCGACCAGAUGCUGGACUCCGUGGUGGCGGCCAUGGCGAAGCUAGGGUUUGGCGGAGUCCGGCUGGCCAUCGCCGAGACCGGGUGGCCCAACGCGGGCGAUCUGGACCAGAUCGGGGCGAAUAUAUACAACGCGGCCACGUACAACCGAAAUCUGGCCCGGCGGCUCUCGGAGCGGCCGGCGCUGGGGACGCCGGCGCGGCCGGGAGCGGUGAUGCCGGUGUUCAUCUUCGCGCUCUACAACGAGAACCAGAAGCCCGGGCCGGGGACGGAGCGGCACUGGGGGCUGCUCUACCCGAACGCGACAAGGGUCUACGAGGUGGACCUCACCGGCCGGUUGCCGGAUUCGGCGUACGGGCCGCUGCCGCUGCCGGAUAACAACGAGCCGUACAAGGGGAAGAUCUGGUGUGUGUUUGGGGGAGGGGGAAAGAGCGUGAAUGCGACGGCGGUCGGGUCGGCGAUUGCGUACGCGUGCGGCCAGGGGAGCGGCACGUGCAACGCGAUCCAGCCCGGCGGGCAGUGCUACCGGCCGGGCUCCCUGACGGCGCGCGCCAGCUACGCGUUUAACUCGUAUUGGCAACAGUUUCGGCGGUCCGGCGGCACGUGCUACUUUAACGGGCUCGCGGUGCAGACCGCCCAGGAUCCGAGCUAUGGAUCUUGCAAAUUUCCAAGCAACUGAAGAGAAUUCACAUAAUCCAUUUUGUCAGGGCUGGAGAUGGUUCUUUUGGAGCUCCGUUGAGAGUUUGGGUGGGGUCAAGGGAGGGAAGGAAUGUUUGGCAUCGUAUUGAAGUUCUUUUUAACUUAUUUGCACGAAUUUGAAUCUUCUUCUUUGGUGGGUAUUCUGACGACUCAUCACAAAUAAAACUUAGAGGACGGUUCUGUUAUUGAUUGAUGGCUAUCACGACGUACCGGUGUUGAAUUUUUAGCUUAUUGAGAUUGAUCAAUCAUGGACUCCAAUGGGCAACCUUAAUAUUAAGUUACAAUUAAACACC